AUGCCUCCUGGAGGGAGUCCCAGCCCUCCAGGCAACUACCCAACCGGUGGCCCCCCUCUCCCCCCUACUGACCCUGCUGCCUCAGGGGCCAUAGUAGAGCAGAUCAAGCUGUCCAUACGGGACGCUGUGGGUCGAUGGUCUGCCAAUAGUGGUGGGGAAGGGAUCCCUAUAGGAGUCCUCGAGACGGAUCCUACUGUUGGGACUAUGCUACCUAGAAUGGGAAUGAGGUUACAGAGAUUCAUCCAAGUCCACUGCCACAAUGACUUCAAAGUCUCGAUGGACGGCCGAGUAGGACUGGCAACAACGACCGCCCCGAUGCCCUACCAACAGACAAUGUCUACGGGUGUCCAGCAACAGCAGCAGCCGCAGCCUUCCCCCGCGCCAUCUGAGAUGGUCCAAGGCGGGCCUUUUGCUUCUCGUAGGCCCCCUGGGGCUCUGUACCGGCCGGCCAUGCUAGCUGCCCCCUACAGCCCUCCAUUGGUGCAUCAUAGGAAGGGUGGUGGUGUAGGAAAGGGUGGCAAGGGUGCCCUUGGGCCUAUGGGCAUGUCCCCGUCCUUCCACGCAGCGGCAGCAGCAGCGGCAGCGGCGGCAGCGGCAGGGUUUGGGUCGCCCUUGGGAGGGCUGCCUCAAUCGGCGUUAGGAGCAGUGAGGGCAGGCAUGUCGCCUUGGGCAGCGGCAGCAGCAGCGGCCCAACAUAUGCAUAUGGGGAUGUUCGCAGCCCCCCAUCAGGGCCCCCCACCGGAGCUGCCGGAGCCCCCGCUGUUUGUGAGGGUAAAUCCCUCGGCGGCUGAGAGCCCUGUGAGGGCACUGCAAAGCGCGUUGGCACAUCUGUCGGGAAUGCCGAGAUCAUCGAGAACGAUGGCCGCGUUGUUGACGCUUGUUGCGGAGGAGAAUCAGAAUGCUGAUAGAAGUGGAAAUCCGAUUUCGAGCGAUGUGAAGAGGCUGAUUGAAUCGCAUCCAGCGGUGCGGAAAACGGUGGAGUCGAUUUUGCUGCCACUUGUGCAUUUUCAACUGCAGCAAGCUGGGCAUGCAGUGCCACCCGCGCCCGCCACGGCGAUCGAUUUGGUGAAGGUAUUGAGGGCCGUUGAUGGCGAUGGGGCCGACGAUGUUGGUGAGGAGAAGUUACCGCCGUUACCGCGGAUAAAAUUGCGGGGGAAGGACAAGGCUUUUAUUCAGUUCGUGCAGGCGGCUACAUUGAUCAAGAAUGCUACGGGCGGAGCGAUGCUGCAAGAUCGAGAUGCAUAUGAGAUGAUUCGAGCAGUGGUGGAGAGUAGGGAUAGUGGUGACACGUGGGAUGCCGGGGAGAAGUACCGUCACCAUCGACGACGAUGA
Molecule: messenger RNA, 1332 nt
Organism: Perkinsus marinus ATCC 50983
Lineage: Eukaryota; Perkinsozoa; Perkinsida; Perkinsidae
Exons: 4
Coding region: 1-1332 (443 amino acids)
Source: RefSeq, a predicted model, not a curated record